Molecule: messenger RNA, 3321 nt
Organism: Cuscuta campestris
Lineage: Eukaryota; Viridiplantae; Streptophyta; Magnoliopsida; Solanales; Convolvulaceae
Source: the annotation of a GenBank genome assembly
AGCAUUCCAGUCGAACAUCAAUUCAUUUGCGCGGUGCGUCCCUCAAUCUGACUUAAUGCUAUGGCUGGAAAUCAUGGGUCUACAGACCAAAUUGUUACCAAGCUUAUUGACAUGGGUUUCGAAAGUUUUCAAGCUAUGGAAGCGGUAGAGGCCGUGGGUCCAACUUUAAAUGAAGCAGUUGAUUACAUACUGAAUCAUUCAUCUAAGAACAAUGGAGAGGGUGUAUCAAUCACUCCCAAUAAUUCCGCCCCAGGAAAUAAGUCAAAAAAUUUGGGUAAAAGAUCAUCUUCAUUGUCAUGCCCAUUUGGUCAGAUUAGACAGUCUAGCAUAAUGGAGCAUCUUCAACCUCUAGGCAAGCCAAAGAAGAGCAGGAGUUCUGUGGUAUCAAAUUCCAAGAAAGAUUUGUUAAAUAAACCAUUUGUAGGACAGGAAGAAGCCAAAAAUAUUCGUGUAGAUCAAUCUCUUGAUGCAAGCUUUACUCCGGAAUUCUAUCAAACAUCAUGUGGCUCGUACCCACUGCAGAGAGAAGAUCAUGAUAUGGAAAUUGGACCAGAUUGGGACCAGAAAGCCAACAAACUGUUGCAAAAGCAUUUUGGAUAUUCAGGACUAAAGAGUUUUCAAAAGGAAGCGCUGGGUGCUUGGUUAGCCCAUCAGGAUUGUCUAGUUCUGGCAGCAACAGGGUCUGGGAAAUCUAUAUGUUUUCAGCUACCUGCACUUUUAACUGGGAAGGUUGUGGUUGUGAUUUCUCCAUUAAUAAGCUUGAUGCAUGAUCAAUGCUUAAAGCUAGCAAAACAUGGAGUGUCUGCAUGCUUUCUUGGAUCUGGACAGCCAGACAACAGUGUUGAAAAGAAAGCAAUGAACGGCAUUUACUCCAUCAUUUAUGUUUGCCCAGAGACACUACCUGCACUUUUAACUGGGAAGGUUGUGGUUGUGAUUUCUCCAUUAAUAAGCUUGAUGCAUGAUCAAUGCUUAAAGCUAGCAAAACAUGGAGUGUCUGCAUGCUUUCUUGGAUCUGGACAGCCAGACAACAGUGUUGAAAAGAAAGCAAUGAACGGCAUUUACUCCAUCAUUUAUGUUUGCCCAGAGACAGUUUUAAGAUUAAUAAAAUCUCUAAAGAGGCUGUGUGAGAUCCGUGGAAUUGCUUUGUUUGCCAUCGAUGAGGUGCAUUGUGUUUCUAAGUGGGGCCAUGACUUCAGACCAGAUUACAGGCGAUUGUCUGUGCUGCGAGAGGCAUUCAGCACCAACAGUUUAGAUUUCUUGAAAUUUGAUAUACCAAUUAUGGCACUGACCGCCACUGCUACUAUUUGUGUCCGAGAAGAUAUUCUUAAGGCACUUUGCAUGUCAAGUGAAGCAAAAAUUGUUCUGACAACAUUCUUUCGGCCAAACCUUUGUUUCUCAGUGAAACAUAGUAGAACAUCUCAAUCUUCCUAUGCGAAGGAUUUCAAAGAACUAGUGCAAGUGUACUCUAGUAAGAGAGCAAUAGGUAAAAUGAAUCACUUUGUUGGGAAAGAAGACUCCAAUAGCAGUUCUGAUAGCAGUGGUAUGAAUAUUACGGAGGAUGAUAGCUUUGACUUAGAGGAUUAUGAGCUAAAUUCACUAAACAGAACUGCUCCCACCGUGUCAAAAGAGAAACAACUGUCAGUUGAGUAUCUCGAAGAUGAUUUUGAUGACAUUCAGACAGCAGAUGACUUUGAUGUUUCAUGUGGCGAGUUUUCUGGGACAUCAAUGGUUGGUAAUCAGAAGCUUAAUGAGAUUGAGAUACCGAUUGGCCCUUCAAAGCCAGUGGAAGCAGUGCCACUUGUGCAUGGUCCUUUGGCACAAGGUCCAACCAUCAUAUAUGUGCCUACAAGAAAAGAUACGCUAAAUAUAGCUAAGUUUCUUUGUGCAGAGGGUGUGAAGGCUGCAGCUUAUCAUGCAGCGUUGCCAAAAGCACACCUAAGACGAGUUCACGCGGAGUUUCAAGGGAAUGCCUUGGAUGUUGUUGUUGCAACCAUUGCUUUUGGAAUGGGAAUUGACAAACUAAACGUGCGAAGGAUCAUUCAUUAUGGAUGGCCACAGAGUUUGGAAGCAUAUUAUCAAGAAGCAGGCAGGGCUGGGCGAGAUGGGAAAAUGUCAGAUUGCAUUUUAUACGCUAAUCUGUCCAGAAUCCCCACUCUUUUGCCUAACAAGAGAUCCGAAGAGCAAAAGAAACAGGCUUACAAGAUGUUGUCUGAUUGUUUUAGAUACGGCAUGAACACUUCCCUCUGCCGAGCCCUAAUGCUGGUAGAAUACUUUGGGGAGGAGUUCACUCAAGGCAGCUGCAGCUCAUGUGAUGUUUGCAAAAAUGGGCCUCCUGAGCUGCAAGAUUUGACAGCAGAAGCAAAUCUUUUCAUGCAAGUUGUUGCCUCUCACCACAAACAGGACAGUUUUGCUGAAAAUUUGUAUGCUGACGAUUUUGCCCCUACUGAUCUGAUGCAGCAGAGGUUUUCUGAAAGGCCAAAUCUUAGGACGGUAGUCGCGAAGAUUAGGGAACACUCUCAGAAGUUCCUAAACAGUGAGCAACUAUGGUGGCGUGGCCUGGCUUGUAUGUUGGAGAACCAGGGUUAUAUUCAAGAAGGAAGUGACACCAUUAGUGUACAAAUCAAAUAUCCUCAAGUAACCGAAAAAGGUCUGAAAUUUCUGGAAUCAGAAGCCCAGCAGAAUUUUGUUGCAUACCCAGAAGCAGACAUGUUACUGUCCUUAACAAGAGCACAGAAACCCUUUUUGUCUUUCUCGGAGUGGGGGAAAGGGUGGGCGGAUCCUGAGAUUCGCAGGCAGCGCCUUGAGAGGCGCAGAUCCACUAGAAAAUUCCGAAAGCCACGAAAAUCGCGAAAUGGAUCGUCCAGUCGAGGACAGCCAAAUUUGGGAACAGUAAGAGGAAGGUUAGCAGCUAAACUUUCAUUUCCGAAAAGAUGAGCUUCUUCUCAACAUACCUUUCUUUUGGAUACCUUAAUGCAAUUGUAGUUCUGCCUUCUAGCAUAGUAAGAGGCAAAUUCUUUUGAGAAAUUUACUUAAAUAGGAGUAAAACAUAAUGACUUUCCCCAUAUAGGAUCAUAUGUUUUUAUUUCCCAAUGUAAGACCUUUGGUCAUUAUCAAGUAGUCAUUAUUCAACUAAAUGUUCAUCAUCAUUGCUGGACAUUAUUCCUUCCAUUAGGUCAUUAUUAAGUCCUAUUUAGAGAAUAAAAAAGUUCAAGUCUUACAUUAGGAAAGUCAUUAUGUUUUAGUCCUAUUUAGUGCAAAUUUCACAAUUCUUUUUUCAGAGAUAUAUUCUUUUACCCUUCAUGGAUAUGGAGGGUAAAAUUG